Molecule: messenger RNA, 1125 nt
Organism: Metarhizium robertsii ARSEF 23
Lineage: Eukaryota; Fungi; Ascomycota; Sordariomycetes; Hypocreales; Clavicipitaceae
Product: LysM domain protein
Exons: 3
Coding region: 1-1125 (374 amino acids)
Source: RefSeq, a predicted model, not a curated record
AUGCAUCUCAAGUCGCUUUUCGUCAAGGCCUGUCUCCCAUGGCUGCUUUGCGCCAGUGAGCUGCGUCCGCGAGGCGUUGUCUGCAGCUUCUCUACCCCUGCCAGCAAUGGAGAUACUUGCGACUCCUUCUGCAAGAGCUGGGGCCUCGACAUGGCCAAAUUAAAGUCGUUGAACCCAGGGAUCCAGUGCCCCGACCUCGUGGUUGGCCAAAACUACUGUGUUAUAGGCAGCGUGUCGACAGAACCAGACACCACGACCCAAUCCUCCACCUCGGGCAGGACAACCACAACCAAAUCGACGUCGACACUGACCACUUCGUCGUCUCAAAACUCCCCUACGCAGCCUGGAUUGGCGCCUAACUGCGACAAGUUUUAUCGUGUGUCAGAGGGCGACCAGUGCGAUAGUAUCGAGGCUAAAUUUGGCCUCAGCUCGGCUCAGUUUUAUGCUUGGAACCCUUCCGUCAACACCCAAUGUACCAACCUCUGGCUCGGCUACUAUUAUUGCGUUGGUGUUCCUGGUGCGGUCACGACGCCACCGACACCAACACCCACGAAGCCGGCAAAUGGCAUUGAGACUCCUCAGCCCACGCAGCCAAACAUGGUCUCUUAUUGUAGUCGAUUCAAGUGGGUGAACAGCGGCGAUACAUGUGCCAACAUUGCGGCCCAGAACGACAUUUCUCUAGCUGAUUUCAUGAAAUGGAAUCCAGAUGUGGGCAAUAACUGCCAGGGGCUGUGGGCAAAUGCAUACGCCUGCGUCGGGGUGGUGGGCUUCACCCUUUCCACCUACUACUAUAUCGAUUGUACUGGUGACGUACACAAUACCCAAAGCGUUCAGAUGCACGAGGAUGGUGCGUGUAUCAACACGGACUGCCGGGUAGGGUCUGUCAAGGCGAUCCCACAGGGUAUCUGCCCAGACGGCCAAAUACAAAUCAGUUACUGGGAGCAGCCGGGCUGCACUGGCAAGUGGUUCGGCUAUGGAUAUACCAGCAGAGACACAUGUCGUAAGAUGUGGACCGAAGGCUGGAAGUUCAAGUCGCUACAUGUAAGGUGUGCCAGCGAAAAGGACGACUGUGUGAGCAAAGGCACCUGUACGUUUGACCCGGAGCCAGCCAAUAAUGUAUGCUAG